AACUUGAGUUCAACCUGUUAUCCCGCCAAAGACGUCGGCAGCUGCGGCAGUGCUCAUUUUUUUCUACUUCUUCUAGAUCUAAGACAAUCACACUAGGCUAGACUCUUCAACACAUUCGAUAACCCAUGCUUGACCGCCAGCUGCCUCCCAAACUACCUUAUAAUAACUACUCAUCAGAUAAUGCUUUCGAUAACCAACAACACCUCAACUCUGGCGAAGGCUGGCAGGCCACCUUCCUAGGCGAGAAACCUCUAGCAUCUGCCCUGGAUGGAGGAAUUCCCUAUGCAAGACAAUCAUCCUUGCGCCUGGCACCAGAUGCAAGCCUGGCGAGAUUUAGAAAGUUCUUGUCUCGUUAUUCCAUUUUCUCCGACUUACCAUCUGCAUCAUCGAAUUCGCGGCGAUCUAUUGGCCCUCUCACAACACCUUCCCCAUCUUCUGCCGUAUUAAUGUCUCGAUUUAUCCUCUUGUGCAGUUUCUGGUACGCUACAUCUGCACUUUCGUCAAAUACUGGCAAGACUAUCCUCAAUCAAUGGAAUCACCCUGUCACCCUCACAAUCGUACAAUUUGCAUUCGUCGCAGGGUACUGCCUACUCUUCAUGUCGCCAGUCAUCCAAUUUACAAAAUUGCGUCCGCCAACUCGCGCCAUUUUGCGAAGCACCCUGCCCAUGGGCAUGUUCCAAGUUGGUGGUCAUAUGUUCUCUAGCAUUGCAAUUUCCAAAAUACCCGUCAGCACCGUUCAUACUAUCAAGGCUCUAUCUCCACUGUUCACCGUUGCCGCUUACGCCAUACUUUUCGGCGUCAAGUACUCUCCAAGGACGUACUUAUCUCUACUGCCCCUGAUCAUUGGUGUCAUGCUGGCAUGUACGUUCGAGUCCGCUUCAAAUCCGACAGGUCUCAUUUGCGCAUUUGGUUCUGCCCUUGUGUUCGUCAGUUCCAAUAUCUUCUUUAAGAAGAUUAUGCCAUCAGGGUCACAGACAUCGUCAAACAAGUUAGACAAACUCAACUUGUUAUUUUAUUCUUCGGCCAUGGCAUUCGCAUUGAUGAUCCCGAUUUGGUGCUUCACCGAUCUUCCUCUUCUCACUGCUGACUCUGUCCAUGUCACGCACCCGGCUCGUGGACAUGAGGCUCCUCAUUCUAUCCCGUAUUAUUUCUUCAUGAACGGCACCGUCCACUUUGCGCAGAACAUCAUCGCAUUUGUGAUCCUUUCCAGUACAUCUCCUGUGACGUACUCUAUCGCCUCCCUUAUCAAGCGCGUCGCUGUCAUCUGUAUCGCCAUAGUGUGGUUCAACCAAAACGUACACCCCAUGCAGGGUCUCGGUAUUGGGAUGACCUUUCUCGGUUUAUACCUGUAUAAUACGGCGAAGAAUGAUGUUGAGCGAGGGGAGAACAGGAUGCGCAGGGUAGAGGCCACGCGGGACAUGAUGCUCCCCAUUAAUCGGAUAGAGGAGAAGUUAUUGAAUGGGAGCUCGCCAUCAUCCCCCGUCCCUGGUACGCUGGGGCUUCCGGUAGCCGCAGCCACAGGAAUGGGGGCACACCCUGCUGCUGGCCGACCUCGGGUGCAGAUCUCCACAAAUGCGCAUUUACACCCAGAUUCAUAUGGGAACGGGCAUGGGCAUCCUAACCAAAUUCCUUCACAAGACCCUUUGUCCGUCUUUUCAAAGCGAAAUACCGUUUCGCCUACGGAACCAUACCCGUCACCGCCUCCCUCCCUAGACUCGCCAACUUCCAAUACGGUCCCUAUUGGAUAUCAGCUCCCACGUAUACAGCAGCAUUUCGGGAUGGAGUCGUUCACUGUGGGACACGUUACUGCUUAACAGGACUUAGUAUCUCUAUCCAUAUUUAUUCUCGAGGACUGUUGCCUUUUGAUUAAUGUAGAUGGUGUUACCAACAGUCUCUACAUGACAUUAGACUAUAUAGCGCUCAUUUUGAGCAAAUGACGAUGCGGAUAUGUACAUACGUGUUUCUAGGCUCUAGCUACUGACCGCCAUUUGCGUAAGUCCCGUUUGAUCUAAAGUCCAUAUUCAGACGUAAUCGUCAU
Messenger RNA from Suillus plorans, 2038 nucleotides. RefSeq names its product triose-phosphate transporter family-domain-containing protein. Gene Ontology annotation, biological process: phosphoenolpyruvate transmembrane import into Golgi lumen. The record is from RefSeq and is a predicted model, not a curated record. The transcript has 2 exons. Gene Ontology annotation, molecular function: phosphoenolpyruvate transmembrane transporter activity; antiporter activity. Gene Ontology annotation, cellular component: Golgi apparatus; endoplasmic reticulum. The coding region runs from base 126 to 1814 and encodes 562 amino acids. Lineage: Eukaryota; Fungi; Basidiomycota; Agaricomycetes; Boletales; Suillaceae.